AACUAAUUGAUGAAGAAACGAACUCAUGGCGGGAGAUUUGGUCCUUGAGACUUUCAAUGCACAUGAAGCUCAACUGAUUUUAGCCAUGCCUUUGAGUUGGAUGAGGAGGGAGGAUAGCUGGAUGUGGAAUUUUACCAAGCAUGGAAAUUACACAGUAAAAUCUGGUUACUAUAGAGCUCCUGUUAUGGCAAGGACCCAUGAUGGGCCGUCAACAUCCUCAACACUCUUUGGAGGCAACCAGUUAUGGUCCUUGAAUAUCCCAGAAAAGGUGCACUUACUUAUUUGGAAUGCUUACCAAAAUGUUAUCCCUACAAAGGACAAUCUCCACAAAAAGCAUGUUGACGUGGAUUUGGAAUGCCCGUUGUGUGGGGUGGAGAGGGAAUCUAUUUUUCAUUGCUUUAUCUCUUGUUCCCUGGCCCGUGCAGUAUGGCUGGGCUGUCCUUUAAACCUGAGGGUCUCUGAACUUCCUGUGGAUGACUUUGCAAAUUUUUUUGAUACCACAGCCAGUGUCUUAAGGAAAGAGCAGCUAGAACUUGAAUAUAGGAUAGCUGUAUUAUCAAGGGGCAGAGGGGCAGCAGUAGUGCAGAAACUUAGUGAAACCAGAUGGCAUCCUCUAGAUUCGGGUUUUAUAAAGUUAAAUGUAGAUGAAGCAAUAUCUGUCCAAAACAGUGUUUUUGGUAUGGGUGCACUGGCGCGAAACCAUGCAGGGGAGUGGGCUCAUUCCCUCACUUUUAGAAGAAUUGUAGUGGAAUCUGAUUGCGCAACCAUUGUAUCAGCAAUCACCAGUGAAACUCUCAAAAUGAACUCCAGUUUGGGCCUCAUUCUUCUCAACUGCAAAGCACUGUUAGCGUCCUUUGAAUCUUGCCGAGUACAACAUGUCUGCCGAGUUGGUAAUGCUGCUGCUCAUGAACUCGCACAAAGAGCACUUAGCGCAGAGGCUGAUGAGUUUUGGGUGGAUGCUAUACCAGCUACCAUUAUGUCUAUUGUUAAUGGGAAGGAAAGUUUAUGUAAUGAUGGUGAGCAAUAUGAAGGUGUCUCUGAAUCUGUAUCAUCAACCGAUGAUAGUCCUGCUGAUGGUGAUCUGCAAGAGUCUCAUGAGGUAGUUCCCGUUAUUAAAACUGAAAUUCUGAAGUCUAGCAACGAUAUCAGCCAUUGGAAUAAAGGUUCCAAAAUGCUUUUGAUGCUCUUUCCAUUCUACUUGUAGUUCUCAUAGCACUGAUAUGUAGUGAUACUUGGGAUGAAGGAGAUCAUCUUGUUCUAGCGUGAAACUCAUUUUGUUUGUUUGUUCAUGGAGUUAAUAUAAGUUUUUCCUUUUU
Rubroshorea leprosula is the source of this 1316-nucleotide messenger RNA. The record is from the annotation of a GenBank genome assembly. NCBI's taxonomy places the organism in Eukaryota, Viridiplantae, Streptophyta, Magnoliopsida, Malvales, Dipterocarpaceae.